UCUGCUCCGCUGCUGCCAUGGAGCCUCGGAGGUGUGCUGGAUCUGUACUGAUUGGAAUUUACCUGUGGGCGACAUUCUGCUGUCAAGGUUGUCAUGGCGGUGUAUACCAGAGGAAGCUGUACCACGACCUCAUGAUCAACUACAAUCGGCUGGAGAGACCCGUCCAGAACGACUCAGCACCCAUCGUGGUGGACCUCGGCCUCACGCUGCUACAAAUCAUUGAUGUGGAUGAAAAGAACCAAGUGUUGAUCACAAAUGCUUGGCUGCAGCUGUACUGGACAGACAUUUACCUUUCAUGGAACCCAGAGAGCUACCCCGGGGUUCAGAACCUUCGCUUCCCUUCUAAUCUGAUAUGGGUCCCAGAUAUCCUUCUCUACAACAGUGCUGAUGAGAGGUUUGAUGCUACAUUCCAUACAAAUGUACUGGUCAAUGCUUCAGGAUCCUGUCAGUACAUCCCACCAGGUAUCUUAAAGAGUACCUGCUACAUUGAUGUACGGUGGUUCCCAUUCGAUGUGCAGAAAUGUGACCUGAAGUUUGGCUCCUGGACUCACAACGGCUGGCUGCUGGACCUCCAGAUGAUGGACGUAGACAUCUCGACCUACAUACCCAAUGGGGAGUGGGACCUUGUAGGUGUGCCAGCCAAGCGUAAUGAGCUGUACUAUGACUGCUGUAAAGAACCCUAUCCUGAUGUGACGUUCACGGUCACCAUGCGCCGCAGGACGCUUUACUACGGCCUCAACCUGCUCAUCCCCUGCGUGCUCAUCUCUGGUCUGGCCCUGCUGGUCUUCCUGCUCCCUGCUGACUCUGGAGAGAAGAUCUCACUAGGCAUCACAGUGCUGCUGUCUCUAACAGUGUUCAUGUUACUGGUAGCAGAGAUCAUGCCUGCCACUUCAGACUCUGUUCCUCUAAUUGCUCAGUACUUUGCUAGUACUAUGAUGAUUGUGGGCUUGUCUGUGGUGGUAACAGUCCUGGUAUUACAAUUCCACCACCAUGACCCCCACGGAGGGAAGAUGCCUAAAUGGGUUCGAGUCAUCCUCCUCAACUGGUGUGCUUGGUUCCUCCGCAUGAAGAAGCCUGGAGAAGAAAGCAAAACAGCUGUGAGCUCCACUAAGCCCCCAAACUACAAGUACUCCCACCCUCCUCCUCACCACACUAGCACCAGCAGCAUUCAGAUGAGCACCAUACCAGGCCAGGCAUCCACCCAGUCAACCACGACCAAUGGGAGCAUGAACCUGUACUUUGGCUACCACUCAAUGGGUACAGACAACCCCACUUUCCCACCAAGCACAGAUUCAGGUGUCCUGGUGUGCGGCGGGGGCAGCGGUGGAGGUGGAGGCAGCCACCCUAACAGCUCGUCCCCGCACGGCGUCCACUCAGAGCAUACCCGGACUUUGCUGAUAGAGCAGGUUCCAGAAAUUUCCCAGAUCCUGGAGGAAGUGCAGUACAUUGCGAGGCGCUUCCGAGAGCAGGAUGAGGGAGAGGCGAUCUGCAGCGAGUGGAAGUUUGCAGCAGCCGUGGUGGAUAGGUUGUGCCUGGUGGCCUUCUCGCUCUUCUCCAUCAUCUGCACCUUCACCAUUCUCAUGUCAGCCCCCAAUUUCAUCGAGGCUGUGUCCAAAGACUUCACAUAAGGCUGAUUAGGAGGCAAAGCUAACAUUAAAAAUCCUGACAUGAUUAGAACUGUGCCACACAAGCCUCCCUGCUACGGCUAUGUGAAGUAUUACAAAAUCCAGAUACUUUAAGUGUUGAUACAAGUCACAGUACUUCACCAAACUUUUCCCACUUUCUUCACAUAUUUGUCAGUAAUAUCUGAGUGUUUAGGGGUGAUGUGGUUUUUCUAUUUCAAGGUGGCUUUCCUUACAUAGAAUAUGCCAUGUAGGAGGUUGAGGUUACAUGCAGUAGUUAAUUAUAUAGGAACUCACAUGAUUGCACUUUUCAUCUGUGUCCCUGCUGCACCACAUCAUUUACCUGCCACCACUUGGGCUUCACGUCUCAUCAGAAUAUGCCAUUCACACCCCUUCCUUUGCAGCUCUUUCAUUUCUGCCACUUUCUCCCCACACUUCCUUUCCCCACUAUAAUGCUUCUCACCUUCUAGAAACUUCUUAGUGUCUUCAGCAGAAACACAGUGCAGUCAAUACAGUUCAGUAAACAGCUUUAGAAAUCAUUUUUUCAGGCCUGUAUUCUAGUAAUGCCAGUUUUUUGUAUUUUGUAAAUAGAUCUACAUAUUACUUUAUAAAUGUGGUGAGAUAUCUUUUCUAUUAAGUUGGUGAAUUUAUUAAAAUCCACUGACAUGUUGACUCACAGCACAACACUGUACGUGUUGAAAUGAAACUACUGCAACUAGUGAUUAUUUUCAAGAUGACCAAUUCAGAGUGUUUUUUCCAAAACCCUAAUAUAUUCAGUUUACUUAUCAUAUAUGACAAAGAAAACCAUCUAGUCUUCAUAUCUCAGAAGCUGGAAACAAUUUGGUAUGUUUACUACUACAGAAAUUAGCAAAAGGACAAAUUGAUUAUCAAAAUAUUUGCAACUUUAUCACAGAUGGAAGUACUCGAUUGUUCCUUUCUCACCUCUGUCUUGCUCUUCCUUUUUUACCACCAGUCAUCUCACUUCCUUCAUGCACAGCUCAGAUCCAGGUCCUGUAUCUAUAAAGGAGAAAAGUUUUACCAUAACCAGUCAAAGUCCUGUUUAAUUGUGACUUUAAGGCACUUACAGUUGUCUCUUUUGAGGUCAGUUUUAUAAGCCAUGAGGUAAUUUCAGAAGGGAUCCCUUAACAGCUCUCUUUGCCUCCUUCCCCUGUGCUUAACAGCAUAUUUAUUGUGGUUAGCAUAUGAUACACUCUGGCUAUUUGUAAAUCACUCAUAUUCAUUCACAAUGCAUUUAUCUUUUGUGAGUAAGUCAAUGUUUAUCUGACUUGUGUGCUAGUUACACAGUGUGUUGCUCUAUUCUGAGAGAAACUCACAAUGAAGAAGGAAGAUCAGAGCAGGAAAUGAUUGAAACAAUAGACAAUAUUUGUUUUUGUGAGGGAUUUUUAAAUAUAUUUUGAAGGGGCAUCAUCCCAGUAGAGAUGCAUUUGGUCUUAAUCUUUUGUAGUGCUGAAAGCUUUGUGUUUUUACUCUCUAAUAUUCAGCGAAAGGCAAACACUUUCUUCUAUAAUCUCUAGUAACAACACGCAACAAGGAUUACUGAGUGACUUUAUAUAGCAGAUGUGUGUUAAAACCUUGUCUCCUCUCGCCACCCGAGUGUCCUCUGCGAUCCUCAGUGGUACAAGACACGUGUGAUUUCCCUGAAUAUCCUUUUAUACACGCAACUGAACUCACAGACUUCUCCGACUUAGCACUUUGCCAUUUUCACAGUAAGUUUUUAAGAGGAACUGAGGGAGAAUAAAAACAGCAACAUAACGUUCACUGUGUGACUGCUACAGGAAUAGUCACUGAAAUUGAAAUCAUGCUGUUGCAGUUAAUCAAUGGGCCAAGUACAGACAAAUGGCUGCCACCCUUUGACUACCUUUGAUGCCACUCUAUGACUCUAACACUGUAAAGCAUUCAAAUGUCAUAUCCACUCAUAAUGGACAGACAGGGAGUGAUGAAGUCAGUGCUGGCCUUUAUUUUUGAUCCAGUUUUGAACAUGUGGUCAAACAAGCCUUCUUUAGGUGUGAUAUUGGGAUGUGAUAUUUACAUUUGGUUUAAACUUCACUAAUAUGCUCAGUCUCUCAUAAAAAUACAAUUCACUGCUAUUAGAGACCAUUGUUGUAAUACUGAAGGAAAAGUUGACAAUUUGGGUUUCUUGUCGUGGAUUAGAUAACAGGAUUGAUACCGUCCACAUAACUGGACAAUAAGUUAUAUAGCCAGCAGCUGUGGUGAGCCCAGCUUAGUACAAUAACUGGAAACAUGGAAGAGCAAGAGUUAAAUUAGAAGAUCGAUACUAAUGUCAUGUUUUUAUACAGUAAAUAUAAAGCUACAGCCAGCAGCUGUGGUUAGCUUAGCAUAAAGACAACCAUCUGAGACUCCCAGCAAAUAAAUAAUUAGUAGAUUCUGUUACCUUUGGACAAAGUGAAGCUGGCUGUUUACAUCUGUUUUCGAUCUUUAUGCUAAGCUAGGCUAACCAGCUUCCUAUCAAACAUACAGACAUGAGUGGUAUCUAUCUUCUAGUUUUUCUUCUAUUUGCAAGGAAGCAAAUAAGCUUAUUUCCCCAAAAGUAUAAUUAUUCCUUCAAUAUUGAUUAGUUUGUCACUGCAUGUUAUAAAUUUCAGGGGUUACUGCAGGUGAAAACGGAAAGCUAUGCUACUUAUCUGAGAGUACAAGGGUGUUUUUUUUUUUUUUUUUCAUAGAACCCAUCCUGGGUUUGUUACUUUGCCUGUCAAAGCUCACGUAGAUACCAGUGGAGACAGGGGCUGCUGUGAGUAUGUUGUGCAAUAAAUCGUGGAUUAAUGCAAAAACCGUUGAUCAUUGACUCAUCAUGGAUAAUACGAACACUGGAGAUGUAAUGACAUAUAAGACAUGGGGUAAGAGGUAUCUUCUACAUACAUGUGACUUGGACCAGCAGCUGAUAACAGCCAAUUAUGUAGAUAUUGUGAGAUAACCUGGCCCACUGCUGUUGUUACUUACUCUUGUUGAUGUCUAUUCAGCAUAUUCUAGUUUUUUCACGUGAGAAGCAUUUACGGCACAGGAAGUGUUCAAAGUGUGUAAAAAUGAUGGAAAGUCUGAAAUGAGACUGUAAUGAAAACAUGGAGAAAUGAAGCAUUGUGCUGUUUUGAAGCUGAAGCCACACAGGUCGCUCAAAAAGCAGUCUUGCAAAUGUGAAUGUUGACUAAUAUCAAAAAGUAAAUUCAAAUGAGAGUGUGACUGUUUGCUUUUGCCAUGCUAUCACAGGCUUUUUGUUUUAAUCACCAGUGUUGUAUUUUGGUCAACUUGAGUGUCUUUUUCUUUAUUGUCUGUGCCUCUCUGCUCAGUAUGAUUCAUUCACCUUUAAAGGAUGUACAUACAUGCUCACUGUAUAUGACUAUUUUGUGAAAAAUAAACAAGAAAUGUGCUAAA
Molecule: messenger RNA, 5030 nt
Organism: Lates calcarifer (barramundi perch)
Lineage: Eukaryota; Metazoa; Chordata; Actinopteri; Centropomidae
Gene: chrna8
Product: cholinergic receptor, nicotinic, alpha 8
Exons: 10
Coding region: 18-1628 (536 amino acids)
Biological process (GO): regulation of membrane potential; signal transduction; chemical synaptic transmission
Cellular component (GO): neuron projection; synapse; postsynaptic membrane
Molecular function (GO): transmembrane signaling receptor activity; acetylcholine-gated monoatomic cation-selective channel activity
Source: RefSeq, a predicted model, not a curated record